Messenger RNA from Photinus pyralis (common eastern firefly), 2139 nucleotides. Its product is annotated as gastrula zinc finger protein XlCGF57.1-like. The record is from RefSeq and is a predicted model, not a curated record. The transcript has 3 exons. Gene Ontology annotation, cellular component: nucleus. Bases 187 to 1821 code for a protein of 544 amino acids. Gene Ontology annotation, molecular function: DNA-binding transcription factor activity, RNA polymerase II-specific; RNA polymerase II transcription regulatory region sequence-specific DNA binding. Gene Ontology annotation, biological process: regulation of transcription by RNA polymerase II. Lineage: Eukaryota; Metazoa; Arthropoda; Insecta; Coleoptera; Lampyridae.
AAUACUAAAUAUCAAUGUACUCGCUGAAGGCGAACUUAAUUCGGGAAUACAGUAUAAAAUAAAGCCCAUCGAUACGCCACUGGAGUGGCACGCUAAUGAAACUGGACUUUGGCCCAUAUCUUGCCGGUGCUUUCUUCACAGAACAGUAUUCUGCAUCUAGAAUUAGAAGUAUUGGUUGUGAAUGAUAUGGACGAAAAUGAUGUACCAUUCAUUAAAAUCGAACAAGAACAAGAAAUCCAUUCUGAUCUUCAAGAUAACAUUUUAGUAAGCAACGAAGCAUUGGUUGCAGUAAAGGACGAAAUUACUAUCACUGCACAGUGCUCCAAAUCGCUCGAUAAUGAAGAAGUAGAACAACACACUGAUUGUGGUUGGAAUAUUAAAAGUCAAAUUUGUAAUUUGAAUGUAACUUCGGCCAACACACAACAAAGAAACUGUGCAACAAAGAAGAAACAACGGCGUAUCUUAACACGCAAACGUAAUGUGCUACAAUGUACUAAUUGUGAUUACAAGACAAAUGUCAAAUACUGCUUUAAGCAACACCUUUUAAAACAUUCCAAUUCUAAAGAUUUUAAAUGUGCUAUUUGUAAUUUCGGUACAAAUCACAAACCCAGCAUUAAACGACAUCUUUUAAUACAUGCCAAUUUUAAACAUUUUAAAUGUGCUAAUUGUAAUUACGCAACAAAUAACAAAGACUGCUUUAAAAAACACCUUUUAACACAUACCGAUUCUAAAGACUUCAAAUGUGCUAUUUGUGAUUUCGGGACAAAUUACAAACGCAGCUUGACACGACACCUUUUAAAACAUACCGAUUCUAAAGAUUUUCGAUGUGCUAAUUGUGAUUAUGUAACAAAUAACAAAUACCACUUGAAACGACACCUUUCAAAUACCCAUUAUAACGUUUUUAAAUGUGCUACUUGUGAUUUCAAGACAAAUUACAAACCCAGCUUUGAACAACACCUUUUAAAACAUGCCGUUUUAAAAUGUGCUAUUUGUGAUUUUGAGACAAAUUACAAACACAGCUUUGAUCAGCACCUUUUAAAACAUAUCGAUUCUAAAGCUUUUAAAUGUCCUAUUUGUGAUUUCGAGACCAAUUACAAACUCGGAUUUAAACAACACCUUUUAAAACAUAUGGAUUCUGAAGAUUUCAAAUGUGCUCAUUGUGAUUUCAAGACAAAUAACAAAUACCACUUUAAACGGCACCUCUUAAAACAUACUAAUUCUGAAGAUUUCAAAUGUGCUCAUUGUGAUUACAAUACAACUAACAAAUACUACCUCAAACAACACCGUUUAAAACAUACUGAUUCUAAAGAUUUUAAAUGUGCUAAAUGUAAUUACGAGACACAUAUCAAACACAACUUUAAACAGCACCUUUUAAAACAUACCGAUUAUAAAGAUUUUCGAUGUGCUAAAUGUAAUUACGAGACACAUUUCAAAAACAACUUUCAACGACACCUUCUAAUUCAUACAGCUUCCAAUGUAUUUAAAUGUACUAAUUGUGAUUACAAGACGAGUAACAAACACUACUUAAAACGACAUCUUUUAAAACAUACCGAUUCUAAUGAUUUUAAAUGUACUGUUUGUGAUUUCAAGACAUUUUACAAACACAACUUUAAAGAACACCUUCUAAAACAUACCGACUUUAAAGCUUUUAAAUGUGCGAAUUGUGGGUACGACACAAAUAACAAACGCUACUUUAAACUACACCUUUUAAAACAUAAAGUUACUAAAGAUUUUAAAUGUGCUCAUUGCGAAUAUGAGACACAUGACAAAUGCUGUCUUAAACGACACCUUUUAACGCAUACAAAUCGUUUGUACAAGUAACAAAUUUCCCGUUCAUAUUGUAAUUUGUGAGGUCCCUGAUUUUUAGAUUUUGAAGUAACAUGAACUGCUGAAAUCCAAACUAUUUCAGCUGGUUAAUUAAACCGCUUAAUUAUUUUAAUGUAACAAAAACGAGAUUCUUCAUAUUUGUAACUUUUUCUAGUUUACAACAUAUUUGAUUGUUCAUCAUAUGUUAUCCAUUUUUAUCUCUUGCGCCAAGAUUUGUUUUUAAAUUUUCUACUUUAACUGUUAGGAGAAAUUAGAAUUAAAAAUAAACAUUUUCGUGUAAUAAACUCAAAUCAAUAAAACUCUACCAGUCAA